Molecule: messenger RNA, 792 nt
Organism: Miscanthus lutarioriparius
Lineage: Eukaryota; Viridiplantae; Streptophyta; Magnoliopsida; Poales; Poaceae
Source: the annotation of a GenBank genome assembly
AUGGCGGCGGCGUGGCACAGGAGCGCUGGAGCAGCGCGAGGAGCGGUCCUGGAGCUGCAGCAGUGCUCAACACCGCCAUGGCAGGCAACGCUGCCGCCGUCAAGGACCUGCGCCACGCCUUCUGCUUCUUCGACUCCGAUGGCAACGGCACCAUGUUCACCACCAAGGUCGCGCGUCCUCUCUCUCCUCGGCAUCAUCAAGCCCCAUCCGUCGCGCAGUGUCGUCACAUUGUCGACGGCUAAUACAGCCAGUUCUACCGGACUUGUGUGCCUUCACGUCGGUGUAGACCAUGGUGUGCUGUGCGAGGGACGACGAAGCCGCCGUGCGCCAGAUGCUCGGCUGCCAUGGAGCGCGUGGUGCGCGCGAGCGUGCUUGGAAUUGCGGUGCGGCGCCGCGUUCAGACAGGCCUCCUUCCCGCGCGACCAGGACAGGCCUGACUCCGACGUAGUGGCCCUGACGGCCGCAGCGCUGGCUGCAGGCUGCGUCCGCCGUCGUGUUCCGGCACGCCAACCCGUCCUACUACUAAUCAUCCCGCCUGCUCCACGCAAGGUGUAUCUGAUCCGCGACGCCGGUGCGGUGUGCGUCGGGAUACGUUCGGGCGUUGUGGGCGCCGGGGACGUCGAUGCUGCGAGGAAGUUCGCGCGUGAGGCGGACAGGCGCGUCGGUGCACAGCGCGGGAGAACUGCAGUAAAUUUAUUAUUUUUGACAGAAUUUGAGAACGAAAAUUUGGUUUAUGUUAAAGGUAAUGGCAGAACUUCACAAGGGAACACCUCAAGUUGGUUUGAGGUUUAA